This is a messenger RNA of Triplophysa rosa, 968 nucleotides long. Its product is annotated as probable ubiquitin carboxyl-terminal hydrolase FAF-X. NCBI's taxonomy places the organism in Eukaryota, Metazoa, Chordata, Actinopteri, Cypriniformes, Nemacheilidae. The record is from RefSeq and is a predicted model, not a curated record. Bases 516 to 968 code for a protein of 150 amino acids. The transcript is spliced from 5 exons.
GUAGGCGAACUGUCCCUCCAAACUACGCAUGCCCAGUAGCGUCACGUCCAAGUCGUUCGUGCACGGAUAUACUUCUCAUUACUUCCAUCCAUAGUACGGUGACGGGUCUCUAGCAGCCUGACAUAGGAGAGAGAGAGCGGCUGGAGGCAGUUAAGGGAGGGGGGCAGCAGCAGUCGAUGCUGGUGACGCAGGAAAAACACCCGACAGCAGACAAUAAACCAAUGACCUGAUCGCAAGACGGCCGUGUUAUUUAUAAUCGAGACAGCCAAGCGUAUGCACACGGCGGAGUAAAUAUUUAACAGCACUUAAAUGAUUAAAUCUGGGGUCGUAUGGAGGAAAGAUCCAGUUUGAUUCUUGGUUAUGCAAUGGUCUCUGCAACAUAUCCAGUCCCCCAGGUGGUGCUUUCACUUUCAGAAGUGUGCCGGUUCUCCGUCGCUCCUGAGGAGACACUGAUUUCUUCCGGUGUACCAGCGACAUAAGCAGACAAGAUUGCAAAGAUCUGCCCCGUGUCGAGUAUGACGGCCACGACCCGUGGCUCCCCUGUGGGAGGGAAUGAUGGUCAGGGCCAGGCUCCGGAUGGCCAGUCCCAGCCUCCCCUGCCCCAGAACCAGACAUCCUCUCCCAACUCAUCCAAUGAGAACUCCCCAGUGAGCCCUCCAGAUGACCAGGGUCAGGGGGACAGUCCCGCUCCCCUGGAGGAGGAGGAGCCAGCUUUUCCCCACACUGAACUGGCCAAGCUGGAUGACAUGAUCAACAGACCUCGUUGGGUUGUUCCAGUUUUGCCAAAGGGCGAAUUAGAAGUUCUUCUUGAAGCUGCUAUAGAUCUUUGUAAAAAAGGUCUUGAUGUCAAGUGUGAAGCAUGCCAGAGGUUUUUCAGAGAUGGCCUGACAAUAUCCUUUACGAAAAUACUGACUGAUGAGGCUGUAAGCGGAUGGAAAUUUGAGAUCCAUGUGAGUCCUGCAACCUGA